GGUCAGUAUAGGACACUGCAGCUCUGUGAGGAACAAAGGAGGAAACAAAGAGCAGCUCAGACCUGUUGCAGGAGACCUGCAGAGGGCAGAGCUGUAACCGCACCUGGAUGACCAGGGGCCACACCCUGCCUCUUUAUCUACCUGGACAUCAUCCCUGCAGAUUCUGUUUCCACUCAUCAGCUGAGUGGGAAGUUUCUUCCUUUUGCAGCCCUGAAGCCCUCAGCAUUCUCUGGGUUUAUCAUCUGUUAAAAGAAUAAAAUGAGCUGCUUCACAUUCACCAAACUGCUGACGGUUCUCCUCCUCCUGCUUGUCUUUCUGAUUGGCCUGACUCUUCUGGCACUGGGAAUAUGGGUGACUGUGGAUGGGAAUCAUUUCCUGCAUCUCCUGUGGCCUUUCUCCAAAGACUACCUGACGUUCAUUAAUGUGGGCCUUUUCUGCAUCGCCAUGGGGACCGCGCUAGUGGUGCUGGGACUUCUGGGAAGCUGUGGGGCUCAUAAGGAAAGCAAGUUUCUCCUUCUGACGUUCUUCUCCAUCAUCAUGGUCGUUUUCCUGACUGAGGUGGCAUCUGCAGUCAUGGUUCUGGUCUACUCUUCAUUUGCUAAAGAAAUCUUCCAUGAGUGGGCCAUUCCUGCCUUACAGAACGAUUACGGCAUUGAUCCGGUGGUCACUGAGAUCUGGAACGCCACCAUGACAGAGUUGAAAUGCUGUGGUUAUUCAAACUUCACUGACUUUAUGGGCUCAGAGUUUGAGGAGCAGAGCGGAAACGUGCUUCCUGCCACCUGCUGCAUCAACAGCGACCCCUGCAGCCCAACUGAGGCGGCACGCCUACCUGUGCAGGGCUGCUUUGAUCACAUCGUGGAAACCCUGAGAGAAGAAAGCAAAAUUGUGGGAGGCAUCGCAGCUGGACUCGGACUGUUAGAGAUCGCUGCCAUGAGCAUCGCCAUGUAUCUCUUCUCACGCCAGGAUGAAAAAGUCAGCUGAAGUUAUUUCUCCCAACCUGGGAAAUUCUGCUGCUCUACUUAAAUGCACCUCAGAGAAAAGUGACGCUGUUUAAGGUUCACUUGAUUUAGAUUUAGCUCAGAGAGAAAACCUUUAAGAAUAUCUAUGUAUGAUGAAUGCAUUUCAAUAAAACAUCUAAUUCAUUAAUU
This is a messenger RNA of Cyprinodon tularosa, 1148 nucleotides long. Its product is annotated as tetraspanin-1. Lineage: Eukaryota; Metazoa; Chordata; Actinopteri; Cyprinodontiformes; Cyprinodontidae. Bases 259 to 981 code for a protein of 240 amino acids. The record is from RefSeq and is a predicted model, not a curated record. The transcript has 9 exons. Gene Ontology annotation, cellular component: membrane.